AGGGGACAGAGGCAUCCCCUGUCGUAUGCUUGCAUGGUCUUGAGGCUCUUGGCAUUCGGUUUCAACUUCACCCCAAAACAGCCGCACGGUCUUGGCGGGGUCGGGCUGGCCCACUGCACAGAUCAAGGCUUCGUAUACAUGUUCAAAUGUAUAUAAAAUCUCGAAGAAUGCACUUCCUCAAUUCUUCAGUCCGGUCACUCCAUUCACUUCUAAUCAUCUAUUCAUCCAUAACAGUCGCUUGCGACCUUUCAAGAUCUUCGAUCCAAUCACGUUAUACCAAACCAACCAUCGCUACCCAAAAACCUAAUCCUCCAACAACACCUUCAAUAUGCUUCCUCAACAAGUCCUCCUCGCUGUUCUCGCAGCCGUCUCCGUCUCAGCCGCCCCACUCAACAUCAAUCUUGGCGCCUAUUCUCCUGCGCUGGUAGUCGGUGAUGGAGAGAUCUCGCUAGGAUCCAAAGAAUCAGCCUCGGAGCUGAUGGCAACGCUCGCUUCAGGAGCAGCUGCUAAGAGCGGCGAAGGUCAGCAAGCACAGCCGGCAGCUGCUCCCGCGGCCCAGCCGGCAAAAGAGGGAGAAAAGCCCGCUGAAGAGAAACCAGCUGCCAAACGAUCAAUCAACCUCCGCCGUGCGGUCGACCAGCUUCUCGGAAAGCGCGAUCCCACACCUGCUGCCAACCAGAUGGCUGCUGUCGAGGACGCCAUGCAGUGGAUCAAGCGCGACCUGCAGGGCUUCAACGCGGCUCUCGGUUACGCAAAGGAGGCAAUGAAGAACUCGCCCAAGAUCGAGAUGGGCUCAGAGGGCGCUGGUGUUGGUCUUGUUGUCAGCCCCGGCGUCAACGUGCCCCAGAAUUCCGCCGCCAAUGGCGCACCCGCCGGUGGCAAGAAGACCAAGCGCGCCGAGGUUGAGGUUGCAGAUGAGGACGACAGUGCGCCUAAGGUGACACUCGUUGCCAUCACCGAGGUCUGAAAGAUACCCUAGGAGAGACAGAACAAUUAUUCGUCAUCCACAUGAUUUACUUUUCUUUGUCGGUGCGAUUUUCAGCGAUGUUAGGAUAUGGAGUUUUAGUAAGACCAGGCCUCUCAGUUUGCAGAACUAUAGAUAUUCAAUAACAGUUUAUCUGAUCGAUC
This is a messenger RNA of Boeremia exigua, 1128 nucleotides long. RefSeq lists its product as uncharacterized. NCBI's taxonomy places the organism in Eukaryota, Fungi, Ascomycota, Dothideomycetes, Pleosporales, Didymellaceae. The coding region runs from base 329 to 967 and encodes 212 amino acids. The record is from RefSeq and is a predicted model, not a curated record. The transcript has a single exon.